GGAGGGCACAGGUACUGUAAAACUCAACCAAUUUUGUUUCUCUUCGAGUACAGAACCGACGGAGCGCGGCUCCGGAUUCCGGCCUCCUCUCGUUAAACCUCUCCUCUCACACUAAACCGCUUUCUCUCUCACCUCUCCGCCCGACCAUCAAUUCCAGGCAUGGAUGAUGUUGACAUAGAAUUGGACGAAAUGGAAUUAGUUGCAGCAGCUGCUGGUUACUACUACUACAAUUGUAUAAGUAAACAGCCUUCUCGGGGCGUGCAAUCUAAAGGGUCUGGGUUUAUGUCUGAAUUACUCAAUGGCCCUGAGGAUGUAUGUCGAGAUAUGCUUAGAAUGGAUAAGCAUGUCUUUCAGAAGCUAUGUGAUGUUCUUCGACAACGUGGCUUGCUGCGUGAUACAUCUGGUGUUAGUAUAGAGGAACAGUUGGCAAUUUUCUUGAGUAUUGUUGGGCAUAGUGAACGAAAUAGAGUAAUUCAAGAGCGUUUCCAGCAUUCAGGUGAAACAAUAAGCAGGCAUUUCAAUAACGUACUAAAGGCAAUUAAGUCAUUGGCACGGGAGUUCCUUCAGCCUCCACCACUCACUACUCCUCCUGAGAUCCUGAAAAGCAACAGACUCUACCCAUAUUUCAAGGAUUGCAUUGGUGUAAUAGAUGGUUUGCAUAUUCCUGCUCAUGUACCAGCCAAGGACCAAGCCCGUUUUCGUAACAAAAAAGGUUACUUAUCACAAAAUGUGUUGGCUGCUUGCACAUUUGACCUCCAAUUCAUAUUUGUCUAUCCUGGUUGGGAAGGCUCAGCUGUGGAUUCACGCGUAUUAAGAGCAGUUCUUGAUGAUCCAGACCAGAACUUUCCUCCAAUUCCUGAAGGAAAAUAUUAUCUUGUUGAUAUGGGUUAUUUCAAUUCUGAGGGCUUCGUUGCACCAUUUGAAGGAGCUCGGUAUCGCCUCCAAGAAUAUAGGGGUGCUAAUCAAUUACCAAGAAAUGCAAAAGAAUUAUUUAAUAACCGUCAUGCAUCAUUAGGAAAUGCCAUUCAAAAGUCAUUUCAUGUGUUGAAAACAAGAUUCCCCAUCCUCACAAUUGCUACUCAAUAUGCUUUUCAGACACAAAGGGAUAUUGUCAUAGCAGCAUGUGUGAUUCACAAUUUCAUUCGCCGUGAGGAAAGAAACGAUUGGUUGUUUAAUGGUGUUGAAGGAAAAAUUGUCGAAGAAUUGCCCGAUGAAGAUGACCAACUUGAUCCCUUAUUAUCUCUGCCCAAUCAAGAACCGAUGGGAUACGACUCCCGUGACAUAAUUGCUGCUGAGAUGUGGAAUGACUUCAUCAAUGUCUGGGAUCAGUGGUGAUAUUUUGGUUGACAUUGAAGGCAAAUGUUCGACUGAGAAAUCAUUCUCUUGCAAGGUAUUGUUCGGAAGAUUCAAGUGAGGUUCUUUUCACUUGAUUUCCAUAAGUCCGAGUAUGAUAUCUACGGCAAUGCAAUGCCAGGAUUCUAACAUUAUUGCAAGUUACCAGGUCAGUGCCUUUACAGUAGUUUUAUUAAAACUACCAAAUAGAGGUUGUUGGCAACAUUCCUGGGUAUUCUUCUGUUAUGAACUUAUAUUAACAAUCACUGCUAUAUUGCAGUAGGCAGGUACCAUGGCUAUAUCUGUAGUUGAUAAGUAAAUUAUGUAGUUGAACAUGGUGAAAUCCGUCUGUUGAGUUUCAUACAGUUGCAUGUAUUUGGAGAGUUACGUGUCCCAAUUUCUUUUCCCCUUCUAUACCUUUUACUAUGAUUUAUUUGUUAGAAACAAUAUUUGGGGGCUUCCCAACUUAUACCUUGAAACAGAAAACUAUAGCAAAUAAUUUUCCAG
Ipomoea triloba (trilobed morning glory) is the source of this 1839-nucleotide messenger RNA. RefSeq lists its product as uncharacterized. The record is from RefSeq and is a predicted model, not a curated record. The transcript has 4 exons. Bases 160 to 1335 code for a protein of 391 amino acids. Lineage: Eukaryota; Viridiplantae; Streptophyta; Magnoliopsida; Solanales; Convolvulaceae.